AGCAGAUGUCUGAGGCCUAUAGAAUUGCCAGUGAGAACAGCAAGCAGGCCAGUGCCAAAGGCAAAGUCCUCUAUGACAAGAGGGCAAGAGGAGUGGUGCUACAGCCUGGCGAUCGGGUCUUAGUCAGGAACCUCAGCGAGCGUGGUGGGCCAGGAAAACUAAGGUCAUAUUGGGAGAAGGCCAUCUACAUUGUGAAAGAACAGUUUGCUGAUAACCCAGUGUAUGUAGUCUAUCCGGAGUCUGGGGAUCAGAAAAAGACAAGAACACUACAUCGCAACUUGCUUUUGCUCGUUAAUGACCUACCAGUUGAAGAACCAACAGGCCAGGUUCGCCCUGAGCAAAGAACCCAGAAAAGUAAACGCCAAGCCCGACUUACCAUCCCAGAGUGUAUGAACCCACCGCAAGGAGCAGAUUCAGACUCCGACUCUGGGUCCGACUCUGAAGGUCCUCGCUACUGGUUGAGGGCACCAGCUAACAGAACGCAGGAGAUACCCACCGUUGCCCCACCACAACAACCAGCCAUUCCUGUGAGUCGCCAAAUUCCAGUACCUAUACCGGAGGAUAUGACAGUUGACGCCGACUCCUUGCCUUCAGUUGACCCAGUACCUAUAAGACAAACAGGGAUUGGAGAGCUUGAACAGGAUGAAGGUCAGUCUGAUGAUGCGAGACCUGAGGAGCAAGAUGGCUAUGCUGAGACUCCAGAGCCCAUUCCAGUUGCACAGCCUCUGGUCAAUGCAAUGCCAGACCGACAUGUAGAGGUCAGAAGGUCAAACCGGGACAGACAACCUCGACAGAUCUUUACAUAUGAGAGACUUGGUCAACCCACACUGACAACAACAGCUAGAGUUGACAUGGCAAAUGCAAGCUUACACUCUGCACCUCACACUAUACAACCUCUACACCCACUCAUUCCCUAUACAACACCAACAUACUCUUUCAGCCCUUAUUCCACUCCGUAUCUUCCCUUUACAUACAUGCCUUACCACUUACCAUCACACCCAUACAUCUUACCUGUUCCUGUCACCUGUUAAGAAGAGUUGAGUAGAAAUGGUGGGACCCAUUUAUUUUUGCCGGGGAGUGUGUGGCGACCACAAAAGUGUGACAUUUGUGUUUAUGACUUGAAAUGGUUAAUACAAGUUCUGUACUUUAUUUUGGAGAAGAGUUUUCCUUUAUUUUUUUAUGUGCUGUGUAAUAUUUACUCCACGCCAGCAGGGGGCGGGUGGCGGUUUUAGUGUCCUGCUUGUAUUUUCCCUCAUUGCUGCAUGACACUUGAACUGAACAAGCCGUUUCCUCGUCUUUCUCCUGUUCUUCAGGAGUAUAUCUGUCAACAGCGGUGCUGUCGCUACGGUACCCGUUACACUAACAGUCAUGUUUUUGGACUGUGGGAGGAAGCCGGAGAACCCGGAGAGAAC
This is a messenger RNA of Gambusia affinis (western mosquitofish), 1412 nucleotides long. RefSeq lists its product as uncharacterized. Bases 6 to 1031 code for a protein of 341 amino acids. NCBI's taxonomy places the organism in Eukaryota, Metazoa, Chordata, Actinopteri, Cyprinodontiformes, Poeciliidae. The record is from RefSeq and is a predicted model, not a curated record. The transcript has 2 exons.